AUGCGCAUUGGGGCUCCGUGCGGAGAUGGAGACGCUGAUCGUGGUGGUGUUGGCCGCGCUGUGGAUGUGGCACUGCAACAGAACCGCGGGCGCAGACUCCAUCAUCCACAUCGACGGAGGGCAGGAAGUGAACUGACUGGAGGAAAUACCCUGGUUCUUCAUCUAGAUGUCACAGGAGCCAUCUUCGAGGAAAACGCCGUGAGGGACGAUGAGGUUUUCCAGUUGGCCGUGUCCGACCUGAGUUUGAGCGACGACAUUCUCCACAGCGAGAAGAUCACACACUCCAUCAAACUCAUCGAAGCCAACAACCCCUUCCAGGCCGUGCAAGAAGAUAUCCGUGGUCUGCAGAGUUUCCUGGACCAGACGUCGAGGCAGGGAGUGGACGUGGCUCUUCAGCGCGUCGAGAGGAACAUCUCCAAAGUUUUCACCAACCUGUUCACCACCAUGAAAACCGAAGAACUGAACCGAUACAGAGACACGCUGAGGAGAGCGAUUCUCCUGCUGAGCCCCACCACCGCCCACUCCUUCAUCCUGCAGGCAGUGGAAACGAACCUGGCGUCAAAAGACUCACACUGGGUCUUUGUCAACGAGGAGGUGAGCGACGGGGAGGUUCUGGAGCUCGCUCACUCGGCUCUGGGCAGAGUCACCAUCAUCAGGCAGAUCUUCCCCCUGAGGGACCCACACAGUCCCCAGAAAGACCCUCACAACCGCUGUGUGCGACAGGACCACCGCAUCUCCUCCCUGCUCUGCGACCCGCAGGAGGGCUACCUCCAGAACCUGCAGGUGUCGACCCUGUACCUGUACGACUCGGUCUUGAUGUUGGCGAACGCGUUUUAUCGUAAACUGGAGGACAGGAAGUGGCACAGCAUGGCGAGUCUCAACUGCAUCAAGAAGUCGACCAAACCCUGGAACGGAGGCUGGUCCAUGCUCCAGACCAUCCAGAAGGGGAACAUCUCGGGUUUGACGGGGAUCAUGGAUUUUAACGACAGCGGCUCAAACUCUCACGUUCACUUCGAGAUCCUCGGCUCCAGCUUCAGCGAGACCUUCGGCAAAGACAUCAAGAGGUUGGCGCUCUGGGACUCGGUGACUGGGUUGAACGGGAGUCUGAAGGAGAGUCGGAUCGAGAACGGGAUGCAGGGAGUCACGGUGAAGGUCGUCACUCUGCUGGAGGACCCGUUUGUGAUGGUGGCGGAGAACAUCCUGGGGCAGCCCAAACGCUACAAAGGAUUCUCCAUCGAUGUUCUGGACGCUCUGGCCAAAAGUCUGGGCUUCAAAUACGACAUUUACCAGGUGGGGGACAGUAAGUACGGCUCUCAGCUCCCAAACGGCUCGUGGAACGGGAUGAUCGGAGACCUCAUCAACAAGAAAGCAGACGUGGCGGUGUCGGCUCUGACCAUCACUCCGGAGCGGGAGAGUGUGGUGGACUUUUCCAAGCGUUACCUGGACUACAGCGUGGGGAUUUUGCUGCGGAAGCCCGUGGAGAGGCUGGACAUGUUCUCUCUGCUGGCGCCGUUCGAGCCGUCGGUCUGGGCCUGCGUCGCCGCCUCCAUCCCCGUCGUCGGCGUCCUCAUCUUCCUCCUCAACAGACUGCACGCGCUCAGAAACUCCAACUCCCAGAACGCACCGGGGCAGAGCGCCGCCGGCAGCCUCCACAGCGCCAUCUGGAUCGUCUACGGAGCCUUUCUGCAGCAAGGAGGGGACGGGGUGAUCGGCUCUGUGGCUCUCAGAAUCGUCAUGGGGAGUUGGUGGCUCUUCACUCUGAUCGUCUGCUCCUCGUACACGGCAAAUCUGGCGGCGUAUCUCACCGUGUCACGUAUGGAUCAUCACAUACGAAAAUCCCGACCUAAGGUCAAUCGCCAAAUCUUAGAGGCUGAGAACCACUUUCUCAGGUUCUUGCACGAGAACUUAGAAAGUGAGAACCAGCAACAGCACGAGACGAUCCAAAACUUAAAGAAUCAGAACCAGCAACAAAAUGAGAGGAUCAAAAGAUGA
Boleophthalmus pectinirostris (great blue-spotted mudskipper) is the source of this 1992-nucleotide messenger RNA. Its product is annotated as glutamate receptor ionotropic, delta-1-like. Gene Ontology annotation, biological process: synaptic transmission, glutamatergic; monoatomic ion transport; modulation of chemical synaptic transmission. NCBI's taxonomy places the organism in Eukaryota, Metazoa, Chordata, Actinopteri, Gobiiformes, Gobiidae. Gene Ontology annotation, molecular function: transmitter-gated monoatomic ion channel activity involved in regulation of postsynaptic membrane potential; glutamate-gated receptor activity. Gene Ontology annotation, cellular component: postsynaptic membrane; plasma membrane. The coding region runs from base 1 to 1992 and encodes 663 amino acids. The transcript has 14 exons. The record is from RefSeq and is a predicted model, not a curated record.